GUCGCGGGGAGGCCCGGCAGGAGGCUGCGCGUCCGGGGCGGUGAGGGCAGUUUUCCCGGCGUUUCCCGGUGAAGCUGGGGGUUGUCGGGCAGAAGCAACGGCGUCUCGCUAGAGGAGGGAGUCAGUGCGGCCGGGUCGCUGAGGACUAAGGGAGGCGGCCUGCGGCAGUGGGUAGUUCACCGGGCUGCAGCUUUGCUGCUUCUCUACUUUUUGGAAGACUCAAUCUGUUUGUCAAGCAGGCUGAUCCUUCUCUGUUGCUUUACUGAUGCCGGGUAGCAAAAACUAGUUGCCGGCUUCCAUACCCGUUGGGAUGUGUAAUUAAGCAUGCUGCUUCAACACAAAAGAUGAACUUUAAGGCCUUUUCAGACACAGAGCAGUCAACCCAACUGCUGCAGUAGAGGGAGAUAUGUGCCACCAUGGCUAGAAGAGGGAUUUAACCCUUGCAGAAAGAAGAAGUGUCAGCCUAGGAAGCAGCAGUAGUCCUGCAUUGGCUCCUCCCAGGUAACUUCAAAUAGGCAUUGCCAAUGGAUGAGCUGGUGCACGACUUGGCCUCAGCUUUAGAGCAGACUUCAGAGCAAAACAAACUGGAUGAGCUAUGGGAAGAGAUGGCGCUAAGCCCACGGCAGCAGCGGCGUCAGCUUCGCAAGAGACGGGGUCGUAAACGACGCUCAGACCUCACCCACCAGGCAGAACAUGCCUGCUGCUACAGCGAGGCCUCAGAGUCGAGCUUGGACGAAGCUGUCAAGGAUUGCCGUGAGGUGCUGACAGCUAAUUUCAGUGACUCUGAUGACAUGGCAGUGGUCAAACGGCAUCCAGCUCUUAGUGCCACCCUGAGGAGCAAGCAACACUUGUGGCAUGAGUCAGACUCCUUUACAGAGAAUGCACCCUGCCGACCUCUCAGGCGCCGACGGAAAGUCAAACGUGUGACAUCAGAGGUGGCUGCCAGUCUCCAGCAAAAGCUCAGGGUGUCAGAGUGGAACUGUGAGAGGGGCUGCAGGUUCAAGUCAGCCAAGAAACAGCGUCUUUCACGCUGGAAAGAGAAUGCCCCUUGGACAUCAUCCAGUCAUGGCCUUUGCGAGUCAGGAGAGAACAGGCCCUUCCUCAGCAAGGGGGGAAGGAAGGAGCGGAUGGAGUGUGAAGCCGAUGAUCAGAAACAGGGUUCAGAUGAAAACAUGUCGGAAUGUGAAACCAGCAGUGUUUGCAGCAGCAGUGAUACUGGCCUGUUUACCAAUGACGAAGGCCGCCAAGGAGAUGAUGAGCAAAGUGAUUGGUUUUAUGAGGGGGAGUGUGUUCCAGGAUUCACUGUCCCCAACCUUCUUCCCAAGUGGGGAGCUGAUCACCGGUCUGAAGUGGAGAGGAUUGACUCAGGCCUGGACAAGCUCUCUGUUUCCACCUUCCUUUUGCCCUCACAGCCAGCUCAGAGAGGAUUUCAUGCUCGCCUGAAUCGCCUUCCAGGAGCUGCCGCCCGUUGUCUCCGUAAAGGUCGAAGGAGGCUGGUUGGCAAGGAGACCUCCAUGAGCACUCUGGGCACCGAGCGGCUAGGUCAUAUUGUUAGUGAUCCGCGCCAGAAAGAAAAGAACACAGUGCUGGCUUCUGAUUUCCCACACACUGUGGCCUGUGCACUUGAGUUCAAUCCAUUAUCUCCUCUGUACUCUCUGGAUGUGCUUGCUGAUGCUUCCCACCGAAGAUGCUCACCAGCACACUGCACUGCCAGGCAAGCAAGUGUCCACCUGGGACCACCAUGUUCAAGGGACAUCAAGAGGAAGCGAAAGCCAGCUGCAGCCUCCAUGUCUAGCCCAACAUCAGCAACUUUAUCUGUCCACAUGGAUGCAGCAGAAUCAGAGCUACCAGCAACACCAUCCUUGAGAUCCCAGAGCUCUGAGUGGACUGGGAAAACACCAGCAGCUGAGAAAUCUACUACUACUGCCUCCAGUAACUUUUUUAAAAUGCCACCAGAGAAGAGCCCUGGAUACAGCUAAAAGGAAGCAUUGCAACUGUAAAGGCUUGCUCGAUUUUGGAAGUGUUUUAUUCUGGUGUUUGUCUGCACCAAACAUCUUGUUUGGCAGUAGUAGUAUCUUCCAUAUUGGUGCGUCAUGCGUGCCAUCAUCCAGGCUGGUCUGUGUGCCUCACACAUCUAAAUCAUGUUUGUGAAUCUAUGUUUAAGAAAAGGUAAUCAGUGUUGGGACGUCAGUGGCUUUUAGAAAUUUUCCUGCAUCACUGUAUUUAUUAUGAAUCCAUCUCUUUCCCUGAUUCCAGCUCAUAUGUAAUGGGUCAUCUACAGGUUCUUUUGGGUUUUCAAAUCUUUAUUCACCCCCUGGACUUGUUGCUUGUUUGUGUAUUUGGCAUUUUCAGGGUGAAAGUCCCACUGCCAUUCAGGAAGGCAGGAAUCUCCAUCUGCUUGCUUCCAGACCAGAAGGAUUUCUUGCCUGAGGAAUGAGGAGGGAAUACUAACACAUUAAAACAUGGAACCUGAAUCCUGUAUUAGCAGAAUGUUUUCUGGCCAUGUGCUAACAGACUCAAAUCAUGUUGCUUUUGGCAAAGCAAAUAUGGUGCUUGUCCACGUAGAAAUUGCCAUUAGCUCACUGGCAGCAUUGUCCAUUCGACCUUUUCCUUCUCCCUUGUUAUGAAUGUCUUCAGUCUUUAUUGUGUAUUGCAUGUUCAUUCCUAAACCUCCUACUGGAUAAGGAUUUGGGAGAAUUACUUGGACGUAAAUGUGGGAGCUGGUGUCCUGGAUAGAAAUCCGGAGUCUUGAAUAUUAUUGCAGUAUGGUAGAAGAGUAUACAAAACAUCCAUAUCUCAGUGUAUAAAUUUAAAAAUGUCUUUUAGCAUUUCUAAAGGAUGCUUGUUGAAGUUAACAUGCCAUUGAACAAAAAAGCCAUUUAAAGUGUCACCUGAGUUCAGAGUGUCAUAGGCAUAGAUCAGACUCCUUCUCUAUCAUGCUUCCUCUUCCUUCAAAAGUAUUGUCUGCUAUGCCUACCGGAGGUGUCUCCACCUGCUGAUGAUUGCACAUUGCACUGCAGUGUACAAUAAAGAGAUUCUCUUCGUGGAACUUCCACUUGGUCUGCUGUUACCUUCUGUGUUGCAGAAAAUAUGGACAGGGAUUUCUUCCCUCUGUAAUAACUCUGGAGCUUAUCUUGGACUAUGUUUUCAGAAUAUGUACCUGUACAGCAUGUACCAAGGAGCAGGUGGCCUCACAGCUUCUUAAGUCCUUUAAGUCCUAUUUGUAUGAAUAGAACUUUUUGCUUUCCUCAUGUGGAGCUUUCAGACAGGACUGUUUAAACUUGUAAAGUCUGUUUUGAUUGUGGCAGUGCAUCUAGCACUCUUAAGCAGACAGCAAAAUUUGCGUGAUUUUACUGAUUUUGCGGUGUUCUGUUCUCUUAUGAAUCAAGUGACUGAGGGAUAGAUUUAAUUGGGGGAAUAUGAAGCAGUGAUUUAUUUUAGCUGAGUAUUAAAAUGGGAAAUGAUCAUAAUAUACAGAAAACAAACUGAAUGACUUGCUAAAUCAUGAUUGGUGGAUGUAGUUAGUUAUACUACAUGCACACUGUGUCUGAUCCCCUAAUACCUACUUAUUCUUGGGGAGACAUCCAAAUUGGAUUUAUAUUUUGCAGUACAAGCAAACUGUCAGAUCUGUCUCUAUAAAUCCUUCUCAAAACUUUUUUUUUUUUCUUUUUCUUUUAUUUUUUUUUAUUUUUAUUUGGGGUGGUACAUUUUAGAAGUAAUUAGAACGGGGAAACCCUUUUUACCUUAACGAAGGAAUACAGAAGUCCGUUUGGAUUACAGGACAGGCUGUAACAGUUUAUAAAGGAAGUAGUGUUCCUGUUUUAAAGUUGUCAUGGCUUUGUCUUAUUUGUAGCUGUUUUGAGCAAUGAUGCCUAAGGGGUAACACAGGAAGUUUCAGCACUGGAGGGCCCGUAAUCUAAAACAUCUGAAAAGAAGGUAAACCUGAAGAGUAGUAGCUUGACUAUCUAGUACUCAUGAAUACAGUGAAUGGGAAAGGUGAUGAUGUUCUCCUGACAACUUGCAGAUAAAAUUUAGGAUUUGAAGCCUUGUAAUCUAAACUGCAUGCUGUUGUAAUGAUAAUGAGUGGUUCCCUAAAAGACCAUUUGUGAAAUUGACUGGUUUUGAUCUCAUGGAGUAUCCUCCACAGCCUCUCAUGGUUUGAGUCUGUUCAACAGAUUUACUCAGAUUACUGACCAUUCAGCUUUAUGCAAUAAAUACAAUUUAUUUUAUUUAUAUACAAUUUUCGCCAUUGUAUUCCCUUUUAAAAAUCAAUUGUGAUAUAUCUUGCUACAUUCUGAGUAUUCUUGAGUAUUGUCCAAAUAGUUUUUUCUCUUCCAUUAUGUCAGGAUGUUUUAAAAACUUUUUCAAGAAAGGCGUUAGGGAAUCAAGAGCCUUCAUCACAUUGUGGUGGUGGAGGGGUGGGUUGCAAUGCUUCAUGUGAUUUUUCUCUGGGUGCAGGGAAAGAGAAUUUAUCAUAUUUUCCUAUUGAGGUCAGUAGCAGUGUUAUCUGGUUAAGCCCUUACUUAGGUUGUAAGCUCCUAGGAGAUAUUUCUUGCCUUUAAAGGCGGAUUGUACCCAUGGCAGUACUGAAGAGCAACUGUGGCAGUGUCUUGACAAGCCACACUUCCUGCCAUGGCAAUUUUCUGGAAGUUCCAGGAGACUCCAAUUAUUGCAGCUGCCCUGUCUUUUCUAUUUCUAGGUUAGAGUCCAUUUACAAAUCAGUCAGAUUCUCAACCAAAUUUGAUUCUCCUGAGUGGUCAGCAACCUAAAUGGAUCAUGUAUCUUGUUACUCUAGGGUAUUUAUCAAAAUAUAUCUUCAGACUUCAGUAACUUGAUACAGAUUUUAGUAUCUGCAGCAUUCUUGGAUGAAUAAAAUAAGUCCAUUGUUU
Messenger RNA from Pyrgilauda ruficollis (rufous-necked snowfinch), 4889 nucleotides. RefSeq names its product G-patch domain containing 2 like (gene GPATCH2L). The coding region runs from base 525 to 1979 and encodes 484 amino acids. The record is from RefSeq and is a predicted model, not a curated record. The transcript has 11 exons. NCBI's taxonomy places the organism in Eukaryota, Metazoa, Chordata, Aves, Passeriformes, Passeridae.